Molecule: messenger RNA, 271 nt
Organism: Cetraspora pellucida
Lineage: Eukaryota; Fungi; Glomeromycota; Glomeromycetes; Diversisporales; Gigasporaceae
Source: the annotation of a GenBank genome assembly
AUGUCUACUUCUGCCGGAGAAAAAGUUCCUCUUCCUACAGUCAACGAAGUUGAAGGAUUGGAGAAAACAGAAGACCUAGUAAGUUUUUUGCGCACACAACGCUUAAGACUUGAGGAUAAACAUUUCAAUGUUUUUUAUGAACAAGAAGUUGAUGGCGAAGCUUUCCUCAGGUUGAAUGUGGAUAAGCUUAUAGCACACCCUUACAAACUUCCUGGCGGACCAGCUGAAAAAAUCUCGGGAUUGAUUGAAAAAAUCAAGGGCGAAGGACAGG